Messenger RNA from Mytilinidion resinicola, 607 nucleotides. RefSeq lists its product as uncharacterized. The record is from RefSeq and is a predicted model, not a curated record. The transcript has a single exon. NCBI's taxonomy places the organism in Eukaryota, Fungi, Ascomycota, Dothideomycetes, Mytilinidiales, Mytilinidiaceae. The coding region runs from base 44 to 463 and encodes 139 amino acids.
AGCGCCACUGCUUGUGUCUUUCUUGGCGCCAACUUAGUUCAUCAUGAGAGAUCCGCACAAUACCCGAGUAUCAUUUGGGGUUGUUAGCACUCCGAUAACCUCAUUGACCUUCGUCCGCGUCUUAGGAUUUGAAAUGAACUUGUAUAAGACGGCCCUAGGGGACAAUGAUCAUGUCUUCAUAACGAAGCAUGCGCCAAACCUGUCUGGCCUUCCUGCUCUACCCAAACUAGGUCAGUAUGGAGCUUCGGCUUCUCCUAUAGUCACCACAGCUCAUGCGGACUUCGAAACAGCUGAGCCAGUUCCAGAUAACUCUGAAAACCCGAAAGUAGUAUUUACUGCCAGAAUGGGUGCGGCCAGCUUGAAUGAUAUCAAGUCAAAGGUCAUAAUCAAAGAGCUCACGGCCCAUAUCGAUAUCAUCUCUGCCGACCACAGGAGUCUACUUACUGGAGGUGCUCUCGUCUAGAUUCAUCAGCAGUCUUCUUUCAACAUCACCUUGACUAUCGGAGAAAACCCCCGGGGCUACCUAGUCCAGUUUCCUAUCCCGGUGCUGGAAUCUCGCUGCCGCGUACGUAUUGCACGCAAGUCCUCAUAUGUUGAAAUAGUUGGG